GGGUGAGGGGGGUAGGUGGUGGUUGUUCUUCCAGCAGCGGUGGGAGCAUGAUCAACAAUCCAAAAUCAAAACAUGUAAUCAUCAGGAUCCUAGUCAUGGAUGGAUUCAGUUAUUUCUUUUGAGACAUUUUAUUGUUCGAAAUGAGAUCCAUCUUGUCAGACACCCACAAAUGCCUAGUGGUUCCCACCGCUGUCGAAAACUACGGCGAAAACUUUUCGUUCUUCUACCUUGAAUAUCAUCAUAUUUUAGGUUCUUCGUUUAGGUCCUAAUGAAUCGAACUGCUUACACACUCAUUGGUCCCAGUUUGAGGACAUCAAUGGCGUGGAAAGCCAAAAAUGGGAAGUGGCGGCGGACGUCGAUUCUCAUUUUGGUGCUCCUUUCUAUUUUCUAUUUGGAAUUUCUUAUAUAUUUCGUUCAAGCCUGGACCUGGCAGAGUCUGCACUGCCCCACCAAUUCCAAAUGUACUAGAUUUCUGUUUGUUGCCGAUCCUCAAAUACUAGGGGAACUGGAUGAACCUAACAGCAUAACCAUUUGGGAUAACGAUCGAUACUUGCAUCGUACAUUCUUGUUGGCACUUUCUCACAUUCAACCUGAUGCGGUUGUAUUCCUUGGAGACUUAAUGGAUGAAGGCAACCGAGCGAAUGACUUCGAAUUCCAGAGAUAUGUAGACCGAUUCUUUAAUAUAUUUCCAUUGGAAAACGUCCCACAGAGCUUGUUUCUCCCAGGUGAUAAUGACAUAGGUGGAGAGAAUGGUGAUCCUAUUUUACCGUCUGUGGUAUAUCGAUUUCGCCAUAUUUUUCACAAAACUAAAGAGCUGAUUGUCAAUUUGUGCCUAAUUCUAAAGGUAAAUCCAGUGUUGGAGCCAAUGCCCCGUCCAGAUCCCAGUCACGUCACUUCAGAGAAGUUCAUUCGAAUCGGUGUCAGCCAUUUUCCUCUGCUGGGCAUGAGCACUCCUUUUACAGAGAAGGUCCUUAAAGACUUCAAGCCUCAUGUAAUUUUCUCUGCUCAUUCACAUCUGUCACGUCUUCGAGGGCCCACAAUGAAGAAUCCAUCACCAUUAAAUGAUAUGAUUGGUCCAGUUCAGCUAGGCCAGGUGAACCAAACCAAAGACAAAGAUUAUGAAGAUGGUUGGUCUGAUGGUUCGUUCAAUACAGUUCAAGAGAUUGAGGUUCCGACUUGCUCUUACAGGAUGGGCGUCUAUAAUAUGGGAUAUGGUUAUGCAUUGUUUGAUGAAACAAGAAAGGAGCUUCAGUAUGCGGUUCUUUGGCUACCAAAUAGAUUGAUCCACCUAAAAUUGUAUCUGUACAUGUCCUCUUGUUUCGGCCUUGUAUUUCUCUUUUGGUUUAUUUGUGCCUAUGGAAGAGCACACCGUAGUUAAUAUUUUUCUUGUGGGUUUAAACUUAUUUUUAAGUUCAACUCCUUAAUGAAAAAAUGUACCUGCCCUUUCUUAAUGUGUUCUUAGGUAGAUUCACAUUUUUGCUACAGAGAAAUAUUACACUGUCUUCAUGAGUGCUUGUAUUGGCAUUGACAAUUUUAGUCAAGUAUGCAAGCAUGAUGCAAGUUUCAGACUGAUGUUAAUAGGCUUCUGAAGAUGUGAUAAUUUUGUAUUUGUCCCCUUUCGUAUUUUGAGAAUCUUGCUUCCCAUUAUCCGUCCUAUUUUAUUGAUAAUGUUGUUAGAUUUGUAAUCUAAGUUAAUCAUGAGUUAGUAAUUACUUUUGGUAACCACACAAACAGAAAGCUUAGCUUCACGUAUGUACUUACAAAAAUCCAUCUGUGGCACGUUUUGGGCUACCCCUCCUGCAAUAUAUUUUUUCAGCAGUACUUACAUCUUCAUGUUUAUACUUUUUAAGAAGAUUGAACAAAAUAUUACCAGUAUAUGCCCUAAGCACUCCUCACUCCUCCCCAAUAGGCAGCAGUCUUAGCUAUUUUCAGUAUUAUCCCCUUGCCAUCAAAAGCUGCAUUGUUGAUUGUGAAACAUAUCUUUAUUUUGCUAUGUGCUGUGUUAAAUGUCCUAGCAUAGAAGUUUAAUCCAAUUAUUUUUAUCUGCAGUACUGUUUUUUAUUGUAAUUUUAAUUGCCAUGUGUACGUAGUUUGAUAAGCUCCCAUGUAGUUAAGCUUCCAGAAAUUACCGGUAAUUAAAGUCUUUGAAGAAAACAAUAA
Thrips palmi is the source of this 2160-nucleotide messenger RNA. RefSeq names its product cell division control protein 1 (gene Mppe). Lineage: Eukaryota; Metazoa; Arthropoda; Insecta; Thysanoptera; Thripidae. The transcript is spliced from 7 exons. Gene Ontology annotation, cellular component: endoplasmic reticulum. The coding region runs from base 269 to 1378 and encodes 369 amino acids. Gene Ontology annotation, biological process: GPI anchor biosynthetic process. The record is from RefSeq and is a predicted model, not a curated record. Gene Ontology annotation, molecular function: hydrolase activity.